CACUGAUUGGCAGCACUGAUAGGUGGCACUGACUGGCAUUGAUAGGUGGCACUGACUGGCACCGAUGGGUGACACUGAAAGGCAGCUCAGAUGGACACUGAUAUGUGGCAUUGAUGGGCACUGAAAUGUGGCACUGAUGGGCACUGGCAGGUGGCAUGGAUGAGCACUGAGAGCUGGCACUGAUGGACACUGACAGUUGGCGCUGCUGGGGCUACACAGAUCAUCAGGGCACACUGAUCAUCAUUGCCCUGAUGAUCACUGUCAGCAUGACAGCUCGUGAGGAGAGAAAUGCCGAUAACCGGCAUUUCCCUGUUUACAUGUGAUCAGCUGUGAUUGGA
Molecule: messenger RNA, 338 nt
Organism: Staurois parvus
Lineage: Eukaryota; Metazoa; Chordata; Amphibia; Anura; Ranidae
Source: the annotation of a GenBank genome assembly